AUGGCUAAAUUCGUGCUUGCUGGUAAAACGGACUGUCCUUAUUAUGCCAAAGCGGAACUUUUAGCGGACGCUCUGCAGCGAUGUCUGCCGAAUUUCAGCAUCCAUAAGAUCUCUAUCCUCCCAGAUGACUGGCUGGAAUGGCUGGAGAACACUUGCCAAGCAAAUAACUGGAAACACGAGGAGUCCCCUGUGAUUUGGAGGGAGCUGGUGGAGCAAGGGGGCAAAGGGAUGCUCCUGGGGGGCUUCAAUGACUUUGUUGCGCACUGUCUGGAAUACUACAACAUCACGUCUGACAUGACCAUGGACACGAUGCUGAGUAUCGCAGCAGAGAAUCUGGCGGCCCAGCUGCUCCUGAUGGAGGAGGAAGCCCACCGCCUCAGCCUCAUCAAACCUCUCCACCUCUGGAUCAGCAGUGCUCUCAGCCCAACCAGCCACUUCCUGAUCCCCAACCUGCUCUCUGCCAAGGUGUUCCCCCUUGCGUCUGUCAUCAGCCUCCACCUCUUGGACCUGGAGGGGGACGAGGAGGACCUGCAGUGGCUGAAGAUGUCGGCGGAGGACCUGGCAAUCCCUAUGCUCCAUCAGGUGACCAUUCACACCGAUCUGGAGCUAGCCUUCCAAGGAGCGGAUGUCGUCCUCCUCCUGGACGAGAACUGGGCUUCUUUGAGCGUCUCUGGUGAGGAGUGGUCUAACGACAGCGAUGCAGAGAGUGUCGAUGAGCCGGAGAACAGAGAGAAGAAGAUGACUGUAAUCACCGAUAUCUACAACGAGUACGGAAAACUGAUCAACUCCAGGGCGAACGAGGAGGUGAAGGUCAUCGUGGCCGGCGACUCAUUUGUCAACCUGAGAUGCUCUCUCCUUCUGGACAAGGCUGAACGUAUUGAGACCCACCGAUUUGUCGCCAUGGCAACCCAUCUGGAAAACGAAGCAAGGUCCAUACUGUCAAAGAAGCUGAAAGUUAUGCCGUCAGAUGUCACAAAUGUCUACGUGUGGGGAAAUAUCAGUGGUAGUUUCUAUGUUGACGUGCGGAGGACAAAUGUUUACAACUUCGAUGGGGCAAUUAUUGGACCAUCUUUCUUUUCCCAGCCCAUCCUGACGAUCUUCCACGACAGGAAAUGGUUGGAGACAGUCUUUCAGGACUUGGUUCGAUGUCAGCGUGCGGCUGUGGCUGAAAAGACCUGCCAGGCAUCUGCCAUGUCCAACGCCAACGGGGUCCUCACAAUCCUGAGGGCUUGGAACGGCCAGUGCACUCCAGGUCGAGUCUUCUCUCUGGGUGUCCUGUGUCCAGGCAGCUUCGAUCUCCAAGAAGGCAUCGUCCUCUCGGUUCCAGUGACCUUCACAGAUGAUAAAUGGUCCCUGUUUGAAGUGAAUGUUAGUUACGAGCUGAACGAGAGACUUCAGGUUUCUGCGUGUGAACUCCUGACGGAAAGAGAACCUCUAUCAGAAGAUUAUGAUGACGAGCUGGACAUCUGAGACAUUAA
Molecule: messenger RNA, 1478 nt
Organism: Limanda limanda (common dab)
Lineage: Eukaryota; Metazoa; Chordata; Actinopteri; Pleuronectiformes; Pleuronectidae
Gene: mdh1b
Product: malate dehydrogenase 1B, NAD (soluble)
Exons: 10
Coding region: 1-1470 (489 amino acids)
Biological process (GO): malate metabolic process; oxaloacetate metabolic process; tricarboxylic acid cycle
Molecular function (GO): L-malate dehydrogenase (NAD+) activity
Source: RefSeq, a predicted model, not a curated record